Messenger RNA from Boleophthalmus pectinirostris (great blue-spotted mudskipper), 2564 nucleotides. Its product is annotated as sodium/hydrogen exchanger 2-like. The transcript is spliced from 13 exons. Gene Ontology annotation, cellular component: membrane. The coding region runs from base 105 to 2348 and encodes 747 amino acids. Lineage: Eukaryota; Metazoa; Chordata; Actinopteri; Gobiiformes; Gobiidae. The record is from RefSeq and is a predicted model, not a curated record. Gene Ontology annotation, molecular function: sodium:proton antiporter activity. Gene Ontology annotation, biological process: regulation of pH; sodium ion transport; proton transmembrane transport.
UGCAUAAAAACAUGUCGUGAGCUUGGUGCACUCUGUCCGGACGUAUCUGGACGUGUCUGGACUACCUUCUGCUGGUCAGUGGACAUACCUGUGUGUUCUGACCAAUGGGGAGGCCCAGUAUUGUGGGUGUGAGGGAGAGGGCAGCCUGGUGCACCCUGCUCCUGCUCCUCUGCUCCUCUGGAGGGGACUGUGAGUCUGAAUUACCACAACCUCCAGGACCUACAAACUUCCAGGGGGUCAAACCGUUCCACAAUGAGCCUGAGCCUCAACCCUUCCCCGACAAGGAGAAGGCCAACCUGCCAGUCUUCACCAUGGACUAUCCACGCAUUCAGGUGCCCUUUGAGUUCACACUGUGGAUCCUGCUCGCCUCUUUCGCCAAAAUAGGCUUCCACAUUUACCAAAAGAUCACUGUAUGGAUCCCCGAGUCUUGCCUGCUCAUCUGCAUCGGGCUUAUUGUGGGUGGUAUCAUGUACUCGGUGAAGGAAGAGCCCCCGGCUGUCCUGAGCCCCGAGGUGUUCUUCCUCUACAUGCUGCCCCCCAUCGUCCUGGACAGCGGCUACUUCAUGCCCACCAGGCCCUUCUUUGAGAACGUGGGCACUGUGCUGUGGUACGCUGUUGUGGGCUCCCUCUGGAACUCUGUGGGCAUUGGUGUGUCCCUGUUCGCCAUCUGCCAGAUAGAGGCUUUCGGGGUGCAAGAUAUUAACCUGCAGGAGAACUUGCUGUUCGCUUCCAUAAUCGCAGCUGUGGACCCCGUGGCAGCGCUAAGUGUGUUUGAGGACAUCAGUGUGAAUGAGCAGAUCUACAUUGUCAUAUUUGGAGAGGGGCUGUUCAAUGAUGUUGUCACUGUGGCCUUGUACAGCAUGCUCAGCUUCGUGGCAGACAUGCCCACGGUGGAGUCAGUGGACGUGUUCCUGGGGGUGGCUCGCUUUUUUGUGGUGAGCCUGGGUGGUCUCCUCAUUGGGGUGGUGUUUGGGAUCGCGGCCGCCUUCACCACCCGCUUCACGCACAACGCCCGCCAGAUAGAGCCCCUGUUUGUCUUCAUGUACAGCUACCUGGCCUACCUGGUGGCCGAGCUCUUCGCUAUCUCCAGUGUUCUGUCUAUCAUCACAUGUGCCAUCACCAUGAAGUACUAUGUGGAGGAGAACGUGUCCCAGCGUUCCUGCACCACCAUCCGUCAUGUCGUGAAGGUCCUGGCCAGCAUCUCUGAGACGCUCAUCUUCUUCUUCCUGGGUGUGGUCACCAUAACAACGGAGCACGAGUGGAACUGGGCCUACAUCCUCUUCACGCUGCUGUUUGCCUUCGUCUGGAGAGGACUAGGGAUUCUGGUGCUGACGCAGAUCAUCAACCCUUUUAGGACCAUCCAGUUCAACUUUAAAGACCAGUUCGGACUGGCCUACAGUGGCCUCAGGGGGGCAGUGUGCUUCGCCCUGGUCUUCACGCUGCCUGACACUAUCAACCGCAGGAACCUCUUCGUCACCGCCUCCAUCGCCGUCAUCAUCUUCACCGUUUUUAUACAGGGCAUCAGUAUCCGUCCCAUUGUGGAAUACAUGGACAUCAGACGCACUAACAAUGAAAAGUACAACAUUAACAUGGAGAUUCACAGCCGGACAAUGGAGCACAUUGUUUCCGGGAUUGAAGACUUGUGCGGGCAGUGGGGUCACUACUACUGGAAAGACAAGUUUAAGAAGUUCAAUGAUCGUAUACUGAGGAAGAUCCUUCUCCGGGACAACAAGGCAGAGUCCAGUAUUGUGUCUCUGUAUAAGAAGCUGGAGCUGCAGAGUGCCAUUGAGCUGCUGGACACACCCAUGGGAGACCUGAGCGCCGCUCCCUCCGUCGUCUCCCUACAUGAUGAGAUGAAGGAAGCGUCUCGGCCAAAGAAAAAGUUCCUGUCUGCUGAUGUGAGGAACAUGCACAAUAUUCUGACAAAGAACAUGUACAAGAUACGGCAAAAGACUCUGGCAUACACCACCAAAUACAAGCUGCCCGACGACAGCCGCACUCGUGAGAUCCUGAUCCGCCGCCACACCAGUAUCAGACGCAGCCUCCGAGCCACCAGUUUUAGACAUCCACCUUCAGAAAACAUUCCUAAAUCUCAGAAGUAUUAUUCACUGCAGCCAGGCAGUGACCUGGGGUCAGCCUUAGCUCUCAGAAGAAGAAGUCAGGGUGGCUCAACUGCUCGCUCCAUCAUCCCGCUCAGCCCCAUAGAGGAGAGGAACCUGAGCCCUGCUCCUCACAGGACCACCCCCACACUGCAGCAAAGUGAGGGUGGAGACGAGGCUACACCACAUGGCUGGCAACCCGAGGACCCUGAAGGAAACACUGUGUCCAGGAGCCCUUUACUCAGAUGAUUGCUGUUGCCCUGGCUCUGGAUGAGCGUGGGAGUAUAUACUGUAUAUGGGGAGAGAAGACUGUAGAGCCUGUAUUUAAUCUUGUAUAAAACGAAUUAAACUUUGGUCAUGUUUGAAACAUCAAGCUGUGUUAUGAGCACAGCUCAUUGUCUAUAACCUUUUGACUGGUAUUCCAAGUCAUAACUGCAUAUUAAACAAUCGUUUAACCUACCUCCA